GCGUAGUACGCAGGCCCGGAACGGGGUUGUUGGGUUGUCAAUUGUGACUGUCUUUCGGACUGUAGUAAACAACAGUAGAAUUCAGAGGAAAUAUUUGUAUUGUUUUGUUUUUAUUCAUAGGCACAGCGCGAUUAUUACAAUUAAUAGAAAACGGAGCAUUCGCACUGUAAAUAUAUUUGGAUAUAAAGUGUUGUGUGGCUGUCUAAAAAUUCCUGAACCGGUGUCACUGAAGCGAUGCAACAUGGCAGCAGCUGCUGUCAAUAGGUAUUUUCUCUCAGCGCUGAGGACACACAGUCGGUGUCAAAGCCGUGGACUUAACUCUCUGGCGGAAAGGACAGUCAGCCGGCUGCCAUCUGUUUUUACAUGUAACCACAUGGGCGCAGAGGGAGACACGAGCCUGGACCGGGAGGCUCCUUCUGGGGACAGGAGAGGUGGAAGGAACAGCAGCGGCAGCAGCUGGUCUCCCUUGCUCAGUUCAGUGUCGGUGGGUCUGGGACUCUGUGGUGUGGCGCUCCUGGACAGUCAAAAAGAAGAAAAAGAAAACGACAGAGGAGUUUCAGUGUCCGGACGGUUUCUUGAACACAUCCUGCCUUCAGCCCAGUGUGCUUCUCCCUUUAAACCUGACAGCCCCCGGUAUAAAUACAACUUUAUUGCAGAUGUGGUCGAGAAGUCCACUCCAGCUGUCGUGUACAUUGAAAUCAUGGGCAGACACCCAUUUUCAGGGAGAGAAGUCCCGGUGUCCAAUGGCUCUGGCUUCAUUAUCAGCAGUGAUGGUCUCAUUGUGACCAAUGCCCAUGUUGUGGCCAACAAGAGAGGCGUCCGUGUGAAGCUAACCAACGGAGAUAUAUACCAUGCCACUGUGCAGGAUGUUGAUCCAGUGGCAGACAUUGCAACCAUCAAAAUCACUGCAAACAAUCCUUUACCCACGCUCACCCUCGGUCGGUCGUCUGACAUUCGACAAGGAGAGUUUGUGGUCGCCAUGGGAAGCCCGUUUGCUUUACGGAAUACGAUCACGUCAGGAAUCGUCAGCUCAGUGCAGAGAGGCAGUAAGGAGCUGGGCCUGUCCAACUCCAACAUGGACUACAUUCAGACGGAUGCAACCAUUGAUUUUGGAAAUUCUGGAGGUCCCCUGAUUAACUUGGAUGGUGAUGUCAUUGGUAUAAACACCAUGAAGGUCACUGCAGGGAUCUCGUUUGCUAUUCCGUCCGAUCGUGUGAGAGUUUUCCUUGAUCAAGCAGCAAAAAGAAAGAGUACCUGGUUUGGUGAGACAAAGCGGCGAUACAUUGGUGUAAUGAUGCUGACGCUGACGCCAAGCAUCAUUGCGGAGUUGAAAUUAAGAGACCCAUCCUUCCCAGACGUGACGCAUGGCAUCCUGAUUCACAGAGUCAUCAUGGGCUCCCCGGCCAACAGAGCUGGCAUGCUACCAGGUGACGUCGUGGUGGAGAUAAAUGGGGUGAAGGUGAACACCUCAGAGGAGAUCUACCAGGCCGUCCGCAACAGUGACAAAAUCACCAUGGUGGUGCAGAGAGGGCACGAGUUGCUUCAACUGCAAAUGACCCCAGAGUACACAGAGUGACGCCAGUUUCAUUUCGUAACCACUUGUUGACCUGAUUGACAGCCCGUCACAUGACUAGUUCAUGUAUGGAAGAGAUGAAAACUCUGAAACCAGAUUGUGACAGUGAACGGCUGACGAAAUAGUGUUUUUGCUCUAAACUUUUGUAAAAUCUGUUGUUAGCGCAAAUGAAAUCACAACACAGACUGCAGUGUCAGCUUAAAGUAAAAUAGGUGUUUUUAGCCAUAUGUAUCAGUUCACGUAUUGCCUGUCUUCUCUACAUGGCUGUUGGCUACACAUGAUUUCAAUGUCAUUUCUCAAACACAAACCUUUUGAAUCCUUAAAAACCUGCCAGCAUCUGAAGACUUAAAUGGAUAAAGAGUCCAGUAUUUAUUGCCAGGUUUUUCUGAGUAAAAAAAGAAAAAAGUGUUUUUUACCUUGACAAAAUGCUUUGUUACUUCUUACUUGGCAAAGUAAGAAAACUAGUCAGUGUCAUUUAAUAAUUUGAGUUUCCACAGCCCAAAAUACAGUAUUUGUGAAAUAAGUUAAUAAAACCUGAAACAAUGUACUUUAUUUAAGCCAUUUAAUGUUAGACAGCAACAAGAAGCAUGAGAGACCCAACAAUAUGGCAUGGAGCGAUGUUAUUAAACUGACUACCAUUAA
Molecule: messenger RNA, 2215 nt
Organism: Xiphias gladius (swordfish)
Lineage: Eukaryota; Metazoa; Chordata; Actinopteri; Istiophoriformes; Xiphiidae
Product: serine protease HTRA2, mitochondrial-like
Exons: 8
Coding region: 242-1576 (444 amino acids)
Biological process (GO): positive regulation of apoptotic process; programmed cell death; proteolysis
Cellular component (GO): mitochondrion
Molecular function (GO): serine-type endopeptidase activity; protein binding
Source: RefSeq, a predicted model, not a curated record